Molecule: messenger RNA, 3203 nt
Organism: Athalia rosae (coleseed sawfly)
Lineage: Eukaryota; Metazoa; Arthropoda; Insecta; Hymenoptera; Athaliidae
Gene: TfIIFbeta
Product: general transcription factor IIF subunit 2
Exons: 8
Coding region: 2072-2887 (271 amino acids)
Biological process (GO): transcription initiation at RNA polymerase II promoter; transcription by RNA polymerase II
Cellular component (GO): transcription factor TFIIF complex
Source: RefSeq, a predicted model, not a curated record
UUUUCACAUAUGAUCUUUUUUGAUUAAAAUAUUGGAUUAAUAAUUAUAUCGAAUAAUUUCUAUUGUCAAGAUUAAAGUUAUUAAAUUCAUUCAAAAAUUAUCAAUGUUGAAUAAAUUUCGGCUAGCAAAAACACACACCUUUUCAAAAUUUAUCAAAUUAUGGCUUCGGCCAGGGCAUGGGCAGCCCGUUUUGUAUUUUUACACACAACAGGUAUGGCAAAGUAAGUUUUCGAACGAUAUACCACGGCAAUGAAUGUGAGAUGUGAAUGAGAUUGAAUGUUUUUGUUGCGCCGGCGCAAGUACGAAUCGGGGUUUUCGUCAGUAAAAUCAUUUCUUGGAUAAAUAUAGGUGAAAGGCAGGUAUAGGUAAAUUCAUGCAUCGCGAAGGCAUGUAUGUGCAGUGUGUAUCCGAGUAAUAGUUUUAACCGUUGGGUGGGAUGUGGGCUUAACAAAAUGGGCAGGCAAGAAAUCGGAAUUGCAACUUUUCUUUCCGCAGCAACUCCAAGUGAUCGAUUGACAAUGAGUAGAGUUUAUCAAAUUGCUUUAGCUAACUUUUGACGAUAUUUUACUUGAUAUUUUUCUAGUAAUUCUUCUAACGCGGUCUUUUAGUCCUUUUUGCUGAGAUCUAACAUGAAUCUUUUAGCUUCCAAUAGUUCACAAACCCAACCAGACAAAUUGAAUUAAAUUACGUUUUUCGCUUCCCUGUAAUAUUUGUGGUCACUUGGAAUGGGCAAAAUGCGUCCGCCUUGCUCUCCGUACCAGCCGUGGUGCAUGGAAGUGAGGUGGACGUUGAGCUCGAAGACUUCGCGCCGAAGAGGAUCGCCGAACGCCACGCCACAAACCUUUCUCCCUUCCCUUCCCUAUGUUAAUUGGAAUAGAAGGAUGCGAUUAAGAAUUGCAUUUCUUCGAGUUCCAUUAACAGAAAUAUUCCAAGUCCGACGCUGCUCGCGCGGGUAUAUAGCGCGAGGAUGAGGAUCGCAUGUUAUAUGUGUUAAAAUUUUUUAAUGUUGUGCAUGUCGUUUGGGAAUCUUUUUAAAACAAUAACUAGCGUGACUUGCCAUCUUGCAAGGCGCUUUAAAAACUUGACUGAUUUUGGUGGUGGGAACAUGUAUUGAGAGAUUUUCUUGCAGGAAUUUAAAGUAAAACCAAAACCCAAGUUUCGUCGCUGCUGCUCGUAUGCGCGCGGACUUGGCGCCUAAAACAUGCAUCUCAACGCUUCAUGCGUUUUAAACCCAAAAACCGAAAAAUUGUAAGGAAUAAAGUUUUUUCGCACCUUUUUGUGCGUGGUACUUGACUUCCACGGGAUUAUUUUUAGGCUGCUAAUCGAAAUUUUAUCUUUCAGAUUGUUAGGUCCCUAAUUUACUAAAAUUAACGCGAAUAAAGUUUUAUUACAGGUCCUAGUCAAUAGUUCUCGGUCCUAAUGCUAAUCAGACUUUUUUUUACAGAUUCUAGGUUUUAAUUAUUAGUUUUAAUACUAAUUAAGCUUGUAUUGCAGGCUGUCUCAGGCCACUAAUUCAGUUUGCUUUCUGAUUGCAGGAAACCGAAGACUCAGAGAACUCUCCAAGUUUUUUUUCAGAUCCUUGAUUUUAAUAUACUAAUCAAAUGUUGUUCGCAGGCUGUCUCUGGCUACUGAUCCAGUUCGCUUUCUGAUUUCAGGAAACCGAAGUCUCAGAAAAUCUUUGAAGUUUUUCUCAGAUCCUUCGUAUAGAACUAAUCACAUGUUGUUCGCAUUAGCCAUACCAACGAAUUCAGACCUGAAUUCGUUGGCCAUACUACCGCGCAGGCGAUGCACGCGACCUGCAGCGGCUCUCUGAAUUCGUUGGACCUGCAUUGAAUACAUCACCACCAAAGAGGAUCCCAUCCCCUCUGAUCACCACACGGUGCCACACGGUCAACGAAUUCAGUGUGUUGACACGGUGAUUAACGAAUUAAAAUUUUCAUCUAUUUAUUAAAGAUUUGAAGGUUUGAUGGUAAAAAUAAUUAUAAUUCGUCUGGUGACUUCUUCAAAAUAAUCCAAAAAAUCCUAUGUGACAAUUUCAUUCUUUUCUGAUUGUAAAAUUAUUCCAGCUAAUAUGUCAGCACCGCCACCUCACACGGACCGAGAUUUAGACUUGAGCAAUGCAGGGAGAGGAGUUUGGCUGGUUAAAGUUCCUAAGUAUAUAGCUAACAAGUGGGAAAAGGCACCAGGAAAUAUUGAAGUUGGGAAGCUCAAAAUCACAAAAAAUCUAGGCCAUAAGGCGGAAGUAUCUUUGAGGCUUUCAGAGGCAGUAUUAGCUCUAAAAGAACCUGGCGAGGGGGAUAUUCCAAAGGCGCAUAGGUUGGACGUGACAACUGUCACCCGACAAAUGCUCGGCGUGUUCUCUCAUGUCACGCCUUCCAGCAGUUCGGAUGCUAUUGUUCCUGAGACUGAAAAACUUUUUAUGGAGGGCAGGAUAGUACAAAAAUUGGAAUGUCGGCCUUAUGCGGACAACUGUUACAUGAAACUUAAGUUGGAGAGUAUAAGACGAGCGUCUGUCCCUCAGAGGCAAGUACAACAGUUGGACAGGGCAGUGCAGAAUUUCAAACCAGUUUCUGAUCAUAAACAUAAUAUCGAAUAUGCUGAAAAGAAGAAGGCGGAAGGUAAAAAAAUGAGAGAUGACAAAGAUGCCGUGCUUGAUAUGCUAUUCGCUGCUUUUGAAAAACAUCAAUAUUACAACAUCAGAGAUCUCGUGAAAAUCACCAGGCAACCCAUCGUUUACUUGAAAGAAAUUUUGAACGAGGUCUGUAAUUAUAAUCUUAAAAAUCCUCAUAGAAAUAUGUGGGAAUUGAAACCUGAAUAUCGUCAUUACAAGGACGAUGAAAAACCGGCAGAAAGCGUUGAGAAGGUCGAUGACUCGGACGACGAUUAGCAAAAUUUUCUGAAAUUCUGAGUAUAAUGACUGGCGUUAUUGUUUACCUUGCUGGGUCUCAGAGUAUCAGUUUUCCCAAUUAUGAUACGUCCAAUUGAUCUAUUUAUAAUCUUUCCGACGUUUAAAAUAUGCUAGCAAACUCUUCUCAUUAAUCAUCGGUUUGACGAGCAUCUAUUGUACAGUAUCGAGAUCAGAUUUACUUACAACUAGAAUCGUUCAAAUCUGUGUCAACGAUUUGUGAAAUCUGCACGGAACAACUGUGAUAAAUAUUGUAUUUAUUUUUACAAAAAUGACGAAAAUAGACGUGUUAAACAAA